AACCUGGUACGUUCUAAACGUUUCUCAUUCGGUUUAGUAAGCUCAAAUCAAUUAAACUUCUUCUUCUUCUCUGCUUCUGAAUCUAUUGGAUCUCGAAAUCGUACCUCGACGAAUAUGUCUUCGCCUGGCGAAUACUAUAACUCACUGCCACCAAUAACCAAGGCUUAUGGUACUUUGUGCCUCCUGGCUACAACACUCUCACAACUGGGCUUAGUUGCUCCUGUUCAUAUUGCUUUGAUUCCUGAACUCGUCAUUAAGCAGUUCCAGGUCUGGAGGCUGAUAACAAACCUCUUUUUCCUUGGUGGUUUCUCUAUCAAUUUCGGGAUACGUCUUUUGAUGAUAGCAAGAUAUGGAGUUCAACUCGAGAAAGGGCCAUUUGAAAGGCGGACGGCAGACUUUUUGUGGAUGAUGAUCUUUGGAUCCUUGACUCUAUUGGUUUUAUCAGCCAUACCAUUUUUCUGGACGCCGUUCCUUGGAGUUUCGCUUGUGUUCAUGCUUCUAUAUUUGUGGAGCCGAGAAUUUCCAAACGCCAACAUCAGCCUAUACGGUCUUGUCACACUUAAGGCUUUCUACCUCCCAUGGGCAAUGCUAGCACUCGAUGUUAUAUUCGGCUCUAAAAUCAUGCCAGAUCUUCUUGGAAUCAUAGCUGGUCAUCUGUACUACUUCCUAACAGUCCUUCACCCUCUCGCCACCGGGAAAAACUACCUGAAAACUCCAAAAUGGGUUAAUAAACUGGUAGCGAGAUGGCGAAUUGGAGCUCCAGUAGCAGCGGUUCGACAAGCAGGUGGUGUAGGAGCAGGAGGACCUGGAGCUGGAGGAGGAGUAGGAGGAGGAGGAGCUUAUUCAAGUGCUCGUGCCCCACCCGAGAGCUCCAACACAGCAUUCAGAGGUCGAUCAUAUCGUCUCACCGACUGAAAAUAUUAAAUCCUCUUGGGUUUCUUCGUUUUCAUUCGGUAUAUGUUUUCCAAACAAUGCCACUAACAAGUAGCAGGUAGCUUUGUGUUUUUUGAGCAGUACAGUUUUCAAAUAUAAAUGACUUUGUAGGGAAAGAAAUCUUUGGAGUGUUUUUUUAAUCUAAUGUUGUAUUCAAA
This is a messenger RNA of Eutrema salsugineum, 1091 nucleotides long. Its product is annotated as derlin-1. Bases 115 to 915 code for a protein of 266 amino acids. The transcript has 7 exons. Gene Ontology annotation, cellular component: Hrd1p ubiquitin ligase ERAD-L complex; endoplasmic reticulum membrane. Lineage: Eukaryota; Viridiplantae; Streptophyta; Magnoliopsida; Brassicales; Brassicaceae. Gene Ontology annotation, molecular function: misfolded protein binding; ubiquitin-specific protease binding. The record is from RefSeq and is a predicted model, not a curated record. Gene Ontology annotation, biological process: endoplasmic reticulum unfolded protein response.